AUGGCGCUGCAGCCGCUGCUCCUGCAGCACGCGAGAGAGAAUGCGGCCGGCAUUGUACGCCCGCGCCGCACGUGUUGGGCGCGGCAUGUCUUCCUCCCUGAGCUGCUCCUGCGCGGCUCGGAACAUGAGGUCGCCAAUCCACGUGUAGUAGAGGCCUCCAAGGAUGCGGCUCGCCGCAUCCUCCGGCUGCAGCCGGUACGCCGGCUCCGGCCCCCACAGCGCGUUGAGGUGCGCCUGCCAUCGAUGUUGAUACGUGUGCAGCCUCUGCUCGCGCCGCAGAAGCUCCUGCAUGGCCGCCUCGUCCUCCUCCUGCUGCUCAAGGUGGUCGCAGCGCUGGGACUGCAGGUUGAGGAGCAACGCCUGCGUCUCGUCGUCCAAAUCGUGGUCCAUCACCGAAGAAUCUUCUGGUAG
This is a messenger RNA of Trypanosoma grayi, 411 nucleotides long. RefSeq lists its product as hypothetical. The record is from RefSeq and is a predicted model, not a curated record. Lineage: Eukaryota; Euglenozoa; Kinetoplastea; Trypanosomatida; Trypanosomatidae. The transcript has a single exon. Bases 1 to 411 code for a protein of 136 amino acids.